AUUAGUAACAUCACACCCCCUUAACCAGUCACGUGUUGCAUGAAGGUAAAAUCUUAUCGCACAGAAGCUCAACAACCAUGCAGAUUGGUCAUCUCUUGUUGUCCGUGUUCUUGCUGUUUCUGGUCAGCGAUCUUCACGCGGACGUCGGGGACGAUGUACAAGAAGUAUCUGACGCUGUGAAGACCGGAAUCGACGCAGCCAAUGUCAUUACUGACAUCGUAUCUGGUGUUAAGAUCCUUUCCAAAUUCACAAAAAUCAUGAGAGCUGUUGCUCCCUAUCUGGCAGCCAUUGGUCCACUCAUGAAUCUCAUAACUCUGUUUCUUCCGAAACAAGAAGUUCCGACAUUAACUUUCUUGAAAGAGCAGUUUUCGAGGGUGGAUUCCAACUUCAGAAAUAUGGAGAGGCUUUUCGGGGAAGUUACAAAUCUAAUAAAAUCAAAAGGAAUCAAAUCACAGUUUUCAGCUAUCGAACAAAAUGUCAAUGCGUUGUCAUACCGCCUUCGUAUGUUAAUGAAAGCUCCGAAAGAAGCCAUUAAGGGUCAGAAGUCUCGAUUUAUCUCGUCAUUUAAGGCCAGUUAUCAAAAUGCAGCGAAAAAAAUAUAUGAUGGUAUAAUGAAAAAUCAAUCUUUUACGGACAAUAUCCCGAAAGAAGCGAUGCAAUAUACAAAUCAUGAUCGGAAGAAAAUGCAGAAGGUAAUGGCCAGAUGUUUUGGACUCCUUGUUACGGCUGUGAAAGUCAACUUAGCUUUUCUGAAAUUGAUCAAUAGAAAGGCCAGUUAUAAAAUGGAAAAAAAUUACUGGGAGAAAGGCAUCAAGGAAGUUCUAGAGAAAGUGAAAAGUGUAGAUGCGGAAGUCACUGAUGCAUGGAAAGACCAGAGGUUUAGAGAUUUAAAAGAUCUUUCUGCACAAUACAAAGAUGAUGGUAACAAAGAAUUUGCAGACCGACUGUAUGAAUUUUAUUCAGAAAAAUAUUACUGGAGAGACUGGGUCGUCAUUGUAUACAACAAAAUGGCCAAAUCCUGGACUGGGAAAAACGGACAUGACUUUCGUCUUUGUGGAGGGGACGACUAUUUAGACAUGGACGGCAGAAAUGUGUUAACAUCGAGCGUAGCAAAGGACAAGAGGAAGAUAAAUACUACCUACUAUAAAAAGAAAUUAAGUGAAGUUAAAACGGAAACUGUGGCUUUGAUUCAUUAUGCCUGGUCCGCAAAGGGUGUACUGAAGCAAAUGGCGAAGUUUAGCGGCGGGUCUGACGUAUGCAUGCGGGCCGUUAUAUCUGAUCGGGAGGCAGCACAAAGUAAAAGUGUCUCUGGUCGCUUAGAUAGCAAAUGGAAGUACUUUUAUAACAUGUACAUUUUCGGCUGAGAACGUACACACUAGCUAUUUACUAAUGAGUAGAUGUAUAAAUAAAAGUAGUCCAAAUGACAGUACGAAAGCUCAUUGAGUUCAGUUUUGUAGCUGAAAAAAAAAAAAUAAGCGCAAGUUUCGCAUAGCUUUAAUUUGCGUUAUAACGCGAAAAAUUUACGUUAUAAAGCGAAGAUUUUGUAUAUGCAUAUCUCUUGAUAUAAUUUGACUGCUUUAUGUAAGAUCAUCUUAUUGACCUUGAAUUCCGUAGUACUUAAAUUUUGGAACAUACA
Messenger RNA from Ostrea edulis (European flat oyster), 1636 nucleotides. RefSeq lists its product as uncharacterized. NCBI's taxonomy places the organism in Eukaryota, Metazoa, Mollusca, Bivalvia, Ostreida, Ostreidae. The record is from RefSeq and is a predicted model, not a curated record. Bases 78 to 1364 code for a protein of 428 amino acids. The transcript has 2 exons.